AUGGGUCGGUGGACGUUACACAACAUUUUAUUUCUCGCGCUUUUCUGCAGCUCCAAUGGACAGUUUGAUGCUUUUGAAAGGUUCACCCUGUUGGCUCCAGACCUGCUGAGGACAGACAGCCAGGAGAACAUCUACCUACAGGCAGACGGCGUGUCCAAACCCGUCACUGUCUCCAUCUCCAUCCAGGACUUCAGAAGGACCACCAUGCUCCUCCAGGACUCUGUCACACUCAAUCUGGAAAAUGGAUUCCACGCUCUCAAGACUAUACAGCUCCCCUCCCACAGUUUGAAUCGCGAAGAGAAGAAGAACAAGUUUGUGUAUCUGAAGGUGAACUUUGAGGGCUUCCACGUUGAGGAGAGGCUGCUUAUGGUGUCCUUUCACUCUGGAUACAUCUUCAUCCAGACAGACAAGCCCAUCUAUAACCCUGGGGACACCGUCCGGUUCAGAACCUUCGUGUCCUCUCCGUUCUUCAAGGCCUUUGACACAUCCGUCACAAUAGAUAUCCAGAAUCCAGACAAUGUGGUGGUUAAGCAGAUCUCCAGGACCAGAGCUGUCGAUGGCGUCUUUGGAGACACUUUUCCUCUCUCUGAAAUUGUCAAUGAAGGAACAUGGACUGUGACUGCAAAGUUUGACCACUGGCAACAGAACACGUUCUCCUCCCAGUUCCAGGUGAAGAAAUACGUGCUUCCUGCCUUUAAUGUCACCUUGACGCCCAGGAAGUCCUUCCUCAGCCUGGAUGACAGUGAACUGGUAGUAGAAAUCUCAGCCAGGUACCUGUACGGGGAGCCAGUCCAGGGGACGGCCUUUGUGGUGUUUGGAGUGAAGAUCAAUCAAGAGAUGAUAAGGUUGCCUUCAGUGAAGCAGCUGUCAGAUCUGGACGGUGGAGUCGUCAGACUGAGCAUGGAGGAGAUCAAGAGAGCGUAUCCCAACGUUAGAUCUUUGGUGGGCAACUCUGUGUAUGUCAAGGCCUCUGUGCUCACCAAGACAGGCAGUGAUUUGGUUGAAGCAGAGAAGACUGGCAUCAAAAUUGUCGAGUCUCCGUACGUCGUGUCCUUCAAAGACAUACCAAAGUACUUCAAGCCGGGCCUGCCCUUCGACUUCACAAUCCAGGUGAGCCACCACGACGGCUCCCUGCCCCGUAGCGUCCUGGUCAAGUUGAAUCUGCUUGACACGCCCCUGGUCGUCUCCGCCGGCACCACCCGAGUCACCAUCAACAUGCCCAGCGAUCAGCGCCCACAAACCAUCACUGCUGAGACCACGCAGGCUGACCUGAGACCAGAGCAGCAGGCCAAACAGCAAAUCACUGUUCAUCCGUACGUCACCUUUAACUGGCGCAAGCAGAAUUACCUGUACAUCUCAACGGGGACCAACAGGGUGUCUCUGGGAGACAGGCUGUCCCUGAAGCUGAGCAUCACCACUUCAGACCAGACACUGAGACAAUCCAUUCAUCACAUCACCUACCUGGUGCUCAAUAAAGGCAAAAUCAUUGAUGCUCAGCGUGUGGAUGUUACCGGUCAGCUGAUCACCAGCGUCGGGCUUGCGGUCACCCCGGCGAUGAUGCCGUCGUUCCGUUUCGUGGCCUUCUACAGUAUCCCCUGGGCGGGGCGAGAGGAGGUGGUGCCCGACUCCAUCUGGGUGGAUGUGGCAGAUUCCUGUCUUGGAGGGCUGACAGUCGGGCCGGUGGGCGGCGUACAUCGAGACUACAUGCCGGGGAAGAGCUUUAGGUUUGAGGUCAGAGGUGAUCCGGGUGCGAAGGUGAGCCUGGUGGCCGUGGACAACUCCGUGUAUCUGCUCAACAAGGACAGACUUACACAGAACAAGAUUUGGGACGUGGUGGAGCACGGAGACAUCGGCUGCACUCGAGGGGGAGGCAGAGAUGCUGCAGCGGUGUUCUCAGAUGCGGGAUUGCUCUACGCCUCCAGCGCCAGCUUCAAGACCCGAACCAGACAAGCCCUGCAGUGUCCAGGCAGCGCCAGAAGGAGGCGCUCUGCUGAACUGUUGCAGCGCAAAGCCCAGCUGGAGAGUCAUUACAAGGAGAAGCUCCAGCGUCGCUGCUGUAAGGACGGCCUCAGGGAGAUCCUCAUGCCGUACUCCUGCACCAGACGCUCCCUCUACAUCACGGAGGGCUGGGAGUGCAUCCGGGCCUUCCGCUACUGCUGCGCCACUUACAGGAGCCAAGUGUUUGACACCGAGAUUCCCACCACCCCGCCGCCCACGACCACAGCUCCACCUAGGCCCACCUUUCCAUUCCAUCGUUUAGCAGAGCGAGGGAGGAUACCGCUCUCACCGCAUAGAUUUAACUGGGAACGUGAAUUUGCAGGAAGACAAUAUCUUCAACCUUCACCACCGAGAGUCUACACAAAUGCAAACAAAAUGGCAGAAGAAGACAGAUUUAUGCUGGCAGCAGCGGCAGGGUCGGCGGGAUUGCCAGGGCUGGCAGCAGGGGCAGGGGCAGCUGCAAAGGAGGAGGAGGAGGAGGAGGAAGAGUGGGAGUACCUGGAUGAGACUGAAGUGUAUCUGCGAUCCAAGUUCUACGAGUCUUGGCUGUGGAUGGAUGUUAACCUGCCCGUCCAGGUUGACGCAGACGGGUUGGCGUCUAAGGACGUGGCUAAUGCGCUGCCUGACAGCAUCACAGAGUGGGGAGUUCUGGCCAUCAGUGCUUCACCUCACACAGGUUUCUGUGUGGCCGAGCCUUACAAUGUCAAAGCAUGGAAGCGUUUCUUCGUGGACCUCAAGCUGCCGUAUUCAGUGGCGAGGAACGAACAGGUCGAGAUCAAAGCCGUGGUCCACAACUAUGGCUACGACGACCUGCACGUGAGGGUGGUGCUGAUGAAGACAGAGGACAUGUGCAGCGUGGCCUUCAAGGACAAACACACGCAGGAAGUGGUGCUGUCGGCUGGCUCUUCCAUUGUGGUGCCUUACACCAUCGUUCCGCUGGCGGUGGGAAAACUUCCCCUGGAGGUGAUGGUGGUCGCCAGGGACUUGAUGGGAGGAGACCGCAUCCAGAAAUUUCUACGGGUGGUGACGGACGGAGUGCAGAAGACUGAAGUUUGGAGUGCGGUGUUAAACCCGUCUGCAGAGGGAGGAACGCAGACUGUUCGUGUGGGCAAGAUCGAAUUGGAGUCUGUUGUGCCGAACUCUCAGCCAGAGACACACAUCAAUGUCAGAGGCAACGUGUUGGCAGACAGCAUUGAUAACUCCAUCAGCGAGGACUCUCUGGCCUCUCUGAUCCGGAUGCCCGGCGGCUGUGUGGAGCAGAACUUGGCCAGCAUCACUCUGCCACUCAUCGCAACCCUCUACCUGGACCGAACCGACAGCUGGGAAAGUGUGGGGCCGCAGCGCAAGGCUGAGGCUCUCCGAUACAUCAGGAGAGGCUACGAGAACCAGCUGGCAUACAGAAAGAGUGAUGGCUCUUACCCCCCCUACAGGAGGGAAGGUGCAAGUACAUGGAUCACGGCGUACGUGGUGAAAGUUUUCUCCAUGGCUCACUCCAUCGUUGGCAUCAGUGAGCAGCAAGUGUGUGACCCUCUGCUCUACCUGGCGAAGAACAAAUUCCGGCAUUUAAGGGGCUUCGUAGAGGACAACCCCGUUUACAGCACUACCAUGACUGGCGGUCUCCGUGGCGAUGACCCCGAGAUAACCCUGACGGCCUUUGUCCUCAUAGCGCUCUCUGAGGCUAAGCAGGCCGGGAUCCGCUGCACUGGCCAAGGCUCGGACAUCGAGGCUGUUACCCGGGUGACAGCUGAGUACCUGAAGAAAGCUCUGGUGACAUCGGGCAGGAGACCAUACACCGUGGCCAUUGCCUCGUAUGCGCUGGCCCUGCAGGGGAAGCCUCGGCCCUAUGACCCGACACAGCCUUUACUCAGAGCUGCAGCUCCAGGAGGCAGUCACUGGCCCGACCGUCACAACACCCUGUUCACGCUGGAGGCGACCGGCUACGCCCUGCUGGCUCUGAUCAAGCUGGGACACAUGCAGGAGGCCGCGGCGCCGUUUAAAUGGCUGAACAGCCAGCGGAGGCGAGGAGGAGGCUUCGGCUCCACUCAGUCCACCAUGGUGGUGCUCCAGGCGCUGUCAGAGUACCUGAUUAACAAACCUCCUCCUGACGACCUCAGUCUGGAUGUGGAUGUCAGGAUAACAGGACGCAAGGAAAUCCGCUACCAUUUCAACCCCAAGACCGCCUACGCCGCUCGCUCCUCCAGGUUACCUGCUGAUCUUGAUUUGGAAGUGGAGGCUCGAGGAAAUGGACAGGGAAUAUUGGAGGUUGUGACCUACUACAACCAGCUGCAUGAGGUUGAUGAGAAGAUGCCCUGCAAAGACUUUGAGCUCAGCGUCAGCAUUGAAGAAUCCAGCGAAAAGCCUCCAGCAGAUGUCGAAAAAUCCUACCAGAUCUCCAUCAAAGUCAGGGCUUUAGGACCUGCAGACGUCAGGAUGGUGGUUCUGGAUAUAAGUCUGCCCACUGGCUUCACCCCAGAAAACUCAGACCUGGAGAUGUUGUCCAACUCGGUGGACCGUUACAUCAAUAACUUCCAGAUUGUUGAUAACCUGAGUGACAGAGGCUCUCUCAUCAUCCACCUGUUCAAGGUGUCUCACAAAGAGCCAGAGAUCCUGAUCUUCAGGCUUCAGCAGAACUUCAAAGUCGGCCUCCUCCAGCCAUCCUCAGUUACUGUCUAUGAGUAUUACAACCCAGAUCACCGCUGCAGUCGUACCUACACUCCCAGCGAGGACAAAGAGGGGCUCAGUCACAUCUGCAGAGACAACGUCUGCCGCUGCACGCAGGGUGACUGCUGUGUCUCCAAAACCGACAGUGAAAACUACCCUAACAAAGAUCGGGAGACAUUUGCCUGCAAGUCUUUACACCACGUUUUCCAGGUGAAGGUGCUGAACGUCAGCCAGAGUUACUAUGACAAAUACGAGGUGGAGAUCACACAAGUUAUCAAGCUGGGUGUGGAGGAUGGAGUUGAAGUGGGCCAGAAGAGGUUUUUCAUGUCUCAUGGAGGCUGCAGAGAUGGACUCAACCUGACACAGGACUCCCAGUACCUCAUCAUUGGCCCCAAAGAAGACCAAUGGAACAUUGACAGUGACACCAACAGAUUCAUCUACAUGUUCGGGAAGGACACCUGGGUGGAACGCUGGCCUUCGCCGGCAGAGUGCUCCAGCAACCCCAGCCUGCAAGCUAAAUGCAAGAGCCUCAGUGACACUGCGUAUGAACUGUCGGUCAACGGCUGCAGGCUGUAGAGGUGUCUGAGCUGCACGCCACGCUCCUGUGCCAUUUUGGUGCAAAGCUGCCAAAUAAUUGUGAAGAUUCAAUGAUCAUUUCAACCCAGCCGGCAAAAUAAGGGCAUAAAACAAGUUGUGUUUUCACUGUGGAAAAAAGAACCGAAAGGAGAGCUAGAUAUAGAGACAUACCCGUAAAGUAUUUCUACUGUGAUGCUAUAAUAAGAAUGAGGAAGAAGAAUCCAAAAAAGUAACAGAGGCACACCAAACAGCCCCUCAGGGGUAUUAUAGCUUUUAUAGACUAGUUUAAGUUUGUACAUUUAAAUGUGCAUAACAAAGUAUGCUUGUCUCGA
This is a messenger RNA of Chelmon rostratus (copperband butterflyfish), 5567 nucleotides long. RefSeq names its product complement C3-like. The record is from RefSeq and is a predicted model, not a curated record. NCBI's taxonomy places the organism in Eukaryota, Metazoa, Chordata, Actinopteri, Chaetodontiformes, Chaetodontidae. The coding region runs from base 1 to 5235 and encodes 1744 amino acids. Gene Ontology annotation, cellular component: extracellular region. The transcript has 41 exons. Gene Ontology annotation, molecular function: endopeptidase inhibitor activity; protein binding.